CUCAUGACGUUUGUAACGUAUCUAUUUUGUAGUAAUUUUAUUAUAUUUAUGAUCACGGAAAGUGAUUUUUUUAAGUGAAACAUGCUUCGAAAUUAGGGGUAGGUAUAGUUGAAUAUGAAGAUGGCCAGUAUGACUCGAAGCAGGGGCCAAGUUUAUAGUGUUGGAAAUUACCUGAUGACCGGUAAGGUCUUGGGAAAAGGGCAUUUUGCAAGAGUGGAAGAAGCAACGCAUAGGAUCAUUGGAAAGAAGGUAGCUAUCAAAAUCAUCGAUCUAACUUGCAUCAAGGAAGAGUACGCGCGUCGGAACUUGCACCGUGAACCGAGAGUGAUGGCCAAGCUUCGACACCCUUGUAUUGCCGCAUUGUACGAGACAAUGAUGCACGGUCCCCGCCUGUACGUGGUAAUGGAAGCGGCGUGUGGCGGCGAUCUAUGCGCGCAUGUGCUGCAAGCGCGCGGCUCUGCUCGGGGGCUCCCCGAGCCUCGCGCGCGCUCGCUUGGGGCUCAGUUAGUGUCCGCUGUGCGGCACAUGCACUCACGUGGAGUUGUACAUCGGGAUUUGAAGAUGGAAAACAUCAUGUUGGAUAGCACAAAGCAGUACAUCAAGAUUGUUGAUUUCGGUCUGUCUAAUUUGUGGCGUGCGGGCGGCGCGCUCGCAACUCCGUGCGGUUCGCUUGAGUACGCCGCGCCGGAGCUGUUCGAGGACGGACGUCGCUACGGACCGGAAGUCGAUCUGUGGAGCAUCGGUGUCAUAGUGUACGGCAUGGUGACGGGUGGGUUACCGUUUUCGUCGGCGACGGGAGGAGGGAGCGGCUCGCGUUCGCAAUUACGAGCCGCCAUCGCACGCGGCGUUACUCGUCGACAACGAGCAGCGCUCGUUUGCGUCUCCACGGAAUGUAAAAACUUCAUCCAGCAGCUCCUUGAACCGAAAGUGGAGCUCCGGAUGAAGAUAGAGGAAGCGGCGAGACAUCGUUGGGUCAAAAAGUCAGGCAUGAGAAUGAAAACUCACCCGCUUGGAGCCCUCGAUUCCAAAGCUAAUAGAGAGAUAUAUAGACAGAUAUCAGAAUUGUCCGGACAAACUUUAAUGGACGUGGUGGCCCAUAUUAAAGCUGAUCCAUUCGGCGCAAUAGCUGGCAUUUACAAUAUUAAAACACAUCUUCAUCAACUCCAUGCAACAUCCAUAGUGGACUUACUCUGGUCUGCCAACCCACAAGAAUCUAGACCACAAACUCCGCCUGAAUAUCGCGCUAAAUAUGAACUCGAUACACCUAGUAGCAGUCAAAAGACUCUUUCCAUUCCUGACCUUAUUACAAAACCGGCAAGAGUUAGUCAAUUUGGAAUACAAAAAUCUGAAAUGAUAAAACCGACUAUUCCCAAAAUGGUGAAUAGCAGAACUUUAAAUGUGAGCAAUUUCAAUUCCUCGGUCCUUCCAAACACUUCUCAGAAAGUCAAUCAAAUACCGACUACUACUGUAGUCACAGAAUCAAAUAAAAGUACAAGAUUAACCAGACCAUUGGGCGUGUAUGGAUUGAAAAAGCCAGUUUUCAAGGUGUAUGAAAAUGGAGACGGAUUGGACAGAAGAUUGCCCUGUAUCAACGAACAUUCCAACUUGGACGUGGCAGACGCUAAAAAGACUUCUUGGCAGAAUAGAAACCAAAGUGUUAGAAGACCUGAUUUGGAUGAACCUCUAAGACUCAAUAGUUGUCCGAAUAGAUCUGGGGACGUAAAAAGAGAUUCGGUUUAUAAACGAGUUGGCGAUGGAUUACAAAGUUGGCGAAAUAACGUCACAAGUCCAUCGACUCGAAUACUUCUACAAAGCACCGCGACAACGAUUAAGCGAGGUUCAUUAGGAAAUAUUAUCAGUCCACAUUCAUCGUCGAACAGUCACUGUAAAAGUGAACGAGCGAUGCCGGUUGGAUGGUUCUCAACUAGACCUCUCAGCAAAGAGUCUCACUCGCAGCGGCUGCGUCGGACCGCGCUCAUGAAAUGACUAAAUUAUCGAUCUAUAUAAUAUAUUUUUUCGAACGACUUAUUUUUUUUAAUCUAUUAAAAUUCCAUUCAUGUCACGUUUACUGUAAUUUUAAGUGAAUAAAUUUAUUAUAUUUUGACAAGUGUUAGUGUUAAAAAUUAUAGUAUA
Vanessa atalanta (red admiral) is the source of this 2133-nucleotide messenger RNA. RefSeq names its product serine/threonine-protein kinase SIK3-like. The transcript has 11 exons. Gene Ontology annotation, molecular function: protein serine/threonine kinase activity; ATP binding. The record is from RefSeq and is a predicted model, not a curated record. NCBI's taxonomy places the organism in Eukaryota, Metazoa, Arthropoda, Insecta, Lepidoptera, Nymphalidae. Gene Ontology annotation, cellular component: cytoplasm. Gene Ontology annotation, biological process: protein phosphorylation; intracellular signal transduction. The coding region runs from base 115 to 1986 and encodes 623 amino acids.